Cyprinodon variegatus (sheepshead minnow) is the source of this 3638-nucleotide messenger RNA. RefSeq names its product fibroblast growth factor 22 (gene fgf22). The transcript has 3 exons. The record is from RefSeq and is a predicted model, not a curated record. Gene Ontology annotation, molecular function: fibroblast growth factor receptor binding; growth factor activity. Gene Ontology annotation, cellular component: cytoplasm. Lineage: Eukaryota; Metazoa; Chordata; Actinopteri; Cyprinodontiformes; Cyprinodontidae. Bases 689 to 1360 code for a protein of 223 amino acids. Gene Ontology annotation, biological process: cell differentiation; animal organ morphogenesis; regulation of cell migration.
GCCUGCUACUCACUCUGACACACACACACCCACUGCCUCCCUCUCUCACUGUCGCAGACUUACACUGGGUCACUCCCUCCCAUACUUGCUCCCUCUCCAUUUCUCGCAGUGUCAUACACACACACUCCCGGGUAUACACACACCGACACACACACAGAGUCAGUCAUCAACAACUCUCAUUCAACUCUCUCUCAGCCACGGGUGAGCAGCUCAGACAGGCAACUUGUUUCUAUCCAGCUGGAAAGAGCAGAGCAUCGCAAGGUGCACACACUCACCCUAACAUCAAGACCAAGACUCAUUAAAUUAGACUAAACUCAAAAAACUUGCACUCAUGCUUAUCCUUAAACAUCCUAGGACUUUGUCCAUUGAGCAGUGAGGAAGACAUCGAGGAGCAAGAAGGAGCUGUAUCAAGGAUGGACUUAAGAGAGUGGAGCAUGUUUAUGGAGCAGAACAAGUGAGUUCAAAGCAAAAGAUGACAACCAGAGAGAGACUUUUGGCAAUUUUGACUCCAUGGGAACGUCCAGCUGUUUAACUAAAAGUGGAGACUAUCAGUGACAACCAGAGGAUCUGCUGUGAUUGCCAUUUCCAUCCCUUCCAUCUGCAAGACUCCCACCCUCCGCACUGAUAUUGCUUGAUCAUCAGCAUGUCUACAGCUUGCACAAGGUGCACCUUGGGAGCCUGACCCACCAUGUACAGAUGGACGUCAUUUGCACUUCAUCUGUGCCCUAAGCUUAACUUCAGAUCCACCACCGCUGCAACCUCGACUAGAACGUUCGUCCCCCUUCCUCCUGCAUCCUCCUUUACCCUGAUAUGGCUCUCCCUGCUCCUAUUCACCACUGGCAGGGCCACAGGGGCCUGUCCUCCUAGAGCAGGGCAUGAGCCCCUUCAGGGAGUGGAAAGCGGCAUAAACUGUUCAUGGACUUUGGAAAGGCACACGCGUAGUUACAAUCACCUGGAGGGUGACGUCAGACUCCGGCGGCUUUAUUCAGCCAACAAGUUCUUCCUCUGCAUUGACAAAUCCGGAAAAGUGGAUGGCACUCGGCGAAAAAACUAUGCUGAUAGCUUGAUGGAAAUCCGAUCCGUCAGUGUGGGAGUUGUUGCCAUCAAAUCUGUCAGUACUGGGCUGUACUUAGCCAUGUCCAAGAGAGGCACACUCUUUGGAUCGGUGAAGUACAGCCCAAGCUGCAAGUUCAAAGAACGCAUUGAGGAGAACGGCUACAACACCUACGCCUCACUUCGUUGGAAGCAUGGUGGCAGGCAGAUGUUUGUUUCUCUAAAUGGACGAGGGAAACCACGGCGAGGUCACAAGGCUCGACGAAGGCACCCAUCCACUCACUUCCUGCCGAUGCUUCCCUCUUAGGCGUGUCCGAGUCAGAACUCUUAUCGGCAGCUGCUUGGCUCACCAGUCCUCUUGAGUUGAUGCCGAUCUAGAUGAGACAACAAUCUUUCCUCUUUAUUUAUCCAUCCUCAUGUUACAUAAAUGUACAUUUGCUGAGGUCUGUAACAUUUUAGACUUAGAGUAUCUGCUUAUUAAGUUAUUCUCUACAUUUUCUGAUGAGGUUAAUAUAAUACAGUGCAGUCUGAAACUAAAUAUAUUGCAUUUUCUCUGCAACUUUCCCACUUAUAAGUGUAUGUGAACUGCACUGAAAUAUGUGAGACCUAAUUACUGUCAAAAGUAUUAAAACAAAAGCGAUUAUGAUAUUGCUUUAAAUCAGAGAGGAAGGAGAAGACAUUGGAGUUUUACUGUUUUUUUUUAUUAAGAAGAUUUCAAGAUGUUUCUUAAACCAAACAUAUUUAGUAAUUCAGUUCAAAAAUCAAUCAGAUAUUUUCCACCUACAUUAAAACAAACCAACAUUCAAAACAAUUUUAGCUUCCAUCUUAGGAAAUGUUAAUUUCUUUAAGCCAAAUUAAGAGAUAAAAAACAAGUAAAACACUUAAAGUAAAAACUAAAAUAUGUAAUGAAUAUUUUGCAUAAAAAUGUUUCAUAAGGUACAAAGUACAUUUACAUAUGGCACAUUUUAUAAUCUGGAUUCUUUCAGUAAACAAAUCUACAACCUAAUGAACUUCCCAUGGUUUAAUUUAUUUCCCACUUUCAAACCCAAAAUAAGAUAUAAAAAGUAGAUUAAGGGAAAUGUUUUAAAAUCAGGGUUCAAACUCUGACAUUAGGGGUACAGUGCUGGUCAUUUGGCCCUUUUAUUAGUAUUGGCAAAGAGGCAAGAAAUGGUAUAAAAUGGAACUUCUUCAAUGGUAUUUUUCAUCAACCAUGAGGUAAAUUGGUAUUCCCACUUUGACCACUGGGACAACAAACUGGUGUUAUGCACUAUUCAUAUAUUCAUAGUCUAAAGAAAGGAUUUUGCCUUUGCGUCACCUAAAAUUAUCUUAGACGGUUCAGAAGCUCUAAAAACAAGCUUGAUUAAAAAUGGACAAGACAAAAAAAUUAGUCCAAAUUAAAGGUACAAUAAAAAACCAUAAAAGGGAAAUAAAUAACAUGAAAGGUUUGCAAAUAUUCAAGUUUAUGGGAAUAAAAUUGGCCUGUUUAAACGUACAAAUUUGGCUUUAUGGAUUAAUGAAAAGGCAAUCAGACCCAGAGCCUUCCGGCCUGAGGUUAUUUUCUUUUGCUUACAGUAGGCCUAAGUUAAACUAAAACACACAGCUAGAUUUGAAUUGAAUCUAUCAUUCAUUAAUCUUAAUUAACCUUUGAACUUAAUUUAAAAUUUAAUUUUUCUCAGUUUAGACACUUGGUCAGUUUGAAUUUUUGUCUGAUGGUAUCUCCAUUUCAGUCAAUUUAAUCAUGCAAUUUGAGAGAAUAUAAAACCAAAGUAACUUUAAUAACAUUUAUUAAAGUCAAAAACUUACUUCAAUAUGUAUGAGUAUAUGACUGUGAUAACCUUACAUCAUGGAGUUAAAUAUGUUACUUUAUGCAUGGUUGAUUCAAAAUGCCAUAUGGCAAAUGGCACCAUUUUGCUUUAGAAAAUGUCAGGACUAAAAUCUGCAAAAGUAUAAAAUGAUGAGGAGGUUAAAUGACCAGCAAAUGUACCAGAGACUUGCAGAGACUCAAGUCAUCAAACUGCUGAUAUCCUUUAACUUCCUUCGUAUGUUUCUGCUCCUUUCUGUCAGAUCUGACCUCAUUCUCAGCCUUUUGAUAAUAUAUUAGAAAGCAUGAACAUAAAACAUGAAGCAUGUCAUCUGGCUUCUCAUACUGAACAUGUCAGCAGACACAUCAAACCAUCAUCAACUUUAAACUAAGUACGGUAGUAAAUAGUUUGAUACAUAUGGCCUUUCUGUAAGGACUUUCUAACCCUAGACAACACAACUGUUGCUGAUAGAACAUUUAAAAUAUUUAAUACUAUUUUUACUCGUUAACCGUCAAAGUUGAUGUAUAUUGUUAUUUUUGCUUUUGUUGUUGGACUUUAAGAAAAUACUUGUAUACCUUUUUUUUUGUUUGGCUCAGUUUGUAUAACAAUACUACUACUGGAUAUUGGUACGUUUGUGAUCCGCAUACUGUAUGUAGCAGUUUUCAGUUAUCGGUCGGUUGUAUAUAUACGUUUAUUUCAUAGAAAACAAUCCUAAAUUCCAUUUAAGCUAAGUCAUUUGAGUGCUUUCGUGCAAGAUUGGAAAACCCAAAUAAAAUCUGGAAA